AUGACUGAUUCGGAGGUUAAGGAAUUUUCGGAAAAGGAGUCUGUGCAAAAAGAAGAGAAGAUGUUCAUGUCUCCUGAUCCAGCGCCAACCCUCGAUGAGGAGAUUGACACAUCUAAACUCCCUUCCAUGCCGGAAGAUGACCCUAAUGGCAAUGUCAAUUCAGAGAUGGGUGCCGCUGCGCCAAGAUGGGGACCCCAACACGCUGGCGCCAAAGCGUUAGCGUCAAUGUACAGCAAAGAGAAGCGUCUACAGGAACAGAUCUCUGUGGUUGUCGCAUCCAUAUUGUUUAUUUGCGUCUUUAUAAAUCUUUUAAGAAGCUGGGAUUCUUCUAUUUGGGGAUCAGUGUUAAUAUGUGCGAUACUGGGAGUAAUGACUGCAGAUUUCGCAUCAGGAUUGGUGCAUUGGGGCGCGGAUACCUUUGGCAGUGUGGAGACAUACUUUGGAAGAAUGUUUAUUCGGCCAUUCCGUGAGCAUCAUGUGGAUCCAACAGCUAUCACGCGACACGAUUUUGUGGAGGUUAACGGUGACAAUUUCAUGCUUUGCAUCCCAAAUUUAUCUCAUAUUCUCUACCAGCAAAUUACGUACAAUCAGAACGAAUUGCGACAAUGGGCAGCACUGCAUUGGUACAUUCUAUUACUCGGUAUCUAUGUCGCCAUGACAAAUCAGAUCCACAAAUGGUCGCACACGUACUUUAAUCUUUCGCGAUGGGUGAUCUUACUGCAAAAAGCGCAUAUCAUUCUUCCUCGAUCACACCAUAAGAUUCACCAUAUUGCCCCUCAUGCUUGCUAUUACUGCAUUACAACCGGUUGGUUGAACUAUCCACUAGAAUAUAUCGGGUUCUGGAGAAGGGCUGAAUCCGUAGUGACAGCGCUAACCGGCAUGAAACCGAGAGAAGAUGACCUUAAAUGGGCGACGAAAUUGCACUAA
Molecule: messenger RNA, 927 nt
Organism: Necator americanus (New World hookworm)
Lineage: Eukaryota; Metazoa; Nematoda; Chromadorea; Rhabditida; Ancylostomatidae
Exons: 9
Coding region: 1-927 (308 amino acids)
Source: RefSeq, a predicted model, not a curated record